AAGAAAUUCAUCAGAAUGUUGUCGUCAGAGGACUUGUCAUACGGCAUGAUCCGCUUCAAUUUGAAGUUGGUGCUGUUAUUGCUGUGUGCUGCAGUAGUUAUUGUAACACUGUCGUUGUGGACACGCUGUGGCGAGGUUGUUCUGGCAAACAGGGGUCGCAAGAACAGCGGCCAGGCUGCAGAAUGGGAUACCGGAAACAAGAAACUUCCAAACGGACAGGAUACAUAUGGUGGAGAGGUUGUAGAACAUGGUGGUAACAGUGAUUUACAGGGGUAUGAAGAAAUUGAAUGUAAUAUCAAUGGAGAACAUAGUAUAGGUUGUCGCAAAGAAGGCGGAGAAAUCUAUCUACCUUUCUCCUUUUUGCAGAAGUAUUUUGAGGUUUAUGGAAAAUUAGCGACUUACGAUGGCUAUGAGAGGUUUGAGUGGUCUCACAGCUAUUCCAAAGUAUAUUAUCCGAAAGGAAAAUACGACCCCCGUGGAGUAUUCAUGUACUUCGAAAACUACAAUGUGGAAGUGCGGGACCGCGUGAAGUGUGUGAGUGCUACAGAAGGUGUACCGGUGUCCACGCAAUGGGAGAGUCAGGGUUAUUACUAUCCAACACAAAUAGCACAGUUCGGCUUGUCUCACUACAGCAAGAAUCUCACAGAACCUGAACCUCGUCGUACCGUACUUGAAGAUGCAGAAAGUGAUUUGUUAGCGCAUUGGGUGGUGCCAAAUGGUGCAGCACUGAGUAGAAUAUUGGAUCCACGUACUGGUAGUCAUGUGGUACAGUUUUCAAGUCCAGACUCGGUAACAAGUGGUAUUUCGCUUAAACUGGAUCAUGUUCUUGACUUCGUUCUGAGUCUGAACUUCGUAUUUACUAUCAACAGCAGUUUCACAGUUGUUCUUCAGUCACGAGAGAAACGGGACCAGAUUUUUCAUUUGCACUACAUAUGCUCCGAUCUGCUCAUCUCAGCGCAAGAUCAGUACGUGUAUCACGGCAUUGGACACUGUGAACACACUCAGCCAUGGCGAAGACUUACUCGUGACCUUGUCGUUGACCUGCACAAGGGAUUGGCGUACCAGAAUAAACCGAAGAGAAAACUGUCCAGAUCCAAGCUCAAGGUGGUAGGCCUGACAUUUCGUGGUUCGGGUCAGCUGGAUAACUUGACGCUGUCAACCAGUGAGCACUUGUCGCAGUUUUAUGAUGCAGCACAGUGGCUGGUGCUCCACCAAGACGCUUCCACCGGUGGCUGGCCUAAUCCUGUUCGUCGACGUGUAGCUCCAGGCAUGGCCGAUCUUGAACCAGGCUGGUACUCAGCAAUGGGGCAGGGUCACGCUUUGUCCGUUCUGGCACGCGCGUACCAUCAUUCAGGUGGCGAUACCUCAUACCUCCACUCAGCUUUGGCUGGUCUACGACCAUUUGAGGUGGCAAGUUCAGCUGGUGGAGUCCUGGCUCGCUUCUUGGGGCACAUUCCCUGGUACGAAGAGUAUCCCACACAGCCUGCCUCAUUUGUUCUCAAUGGCUUCAUCUAUGCUCUGCUUGGGUUAUAUGACUUGGGCGUAGUUGCUCCUUCUGCAUCGCAGCAGGCUACCCAACUGUUCAGACAAGGAAUGGUCUCACUGAAACAACUUUUACUUUUAUAUGAUACUGGGUCUGGGACUACUUAUGAUCUCAGGCAUUUCAUGCUAGGUAUAGCGCCAAACUUGGCCCGAUGGGAUUAUCAUGCCACCCAUGUAAAUCAGCUGCUUCUGCUGGCAACUAUUGACCAUGACCCUCUUCUGACAGCGACUGCAGAGCGUUGGAUUGGCUACAUGAGUGGCAAGAAGGCACCACACAACUGAUCUGUAGAAAGGGCGCAAAAUAAUGGUAGCAGAAGAAGUCUGUACUGACAGAAAUAUAUGAGAUCAACACAUUUGUGCCAGAUUCCACUUUACGUGAAUACUUGUAUGGGCGUUGCAUUUUAUAAGAAUUUAGUCAAAAAUGGAGAAGAAACGUAAACAGCUGUGGAUCAAAUGGCAUGCUGAAAAUGCUGGAAUUGUAUAAAUUCAGAUAUUUUUAUUCUGAAAUUAAUAGUAACUGUGACUUUUGUGCAGGGUUGGAAUUGUAAUGAGACAUUUAUCACCGAGCAGGUGGUGAACACUUUGAAACACGGGGUGCAAUAUGGCCACUGGUAUGUUGUAUGUUGCGGUCUUAAUGAGGUAACCAGUAACACUUACGGGCAGCGUGACCCCACUGGUGAGUCAUUCCGUCUCGUGGAACAGCCGUCUGCUGAGUUGGUCCUAAUUGAGUAGGAUAUAUUUAUAUGCAGGGAAGGAUUAAUUACGCUCGUACUCAUUUUUGAUGUGGAGUUCAGGUGUUGUACAAAUUAUUUUGUGGUUGAUGUGGAAGUCUGGACUUUAUUUACGAUUCUGUGUGAUUGUUUACAUGCGAGAAAGGAAAACAAAUGUUUGAAUAUUGGCAUGGUUUGUAUUGCUUCCUUUGGUCUAAAUAAUUUUGUCUUACACCAGGCAGCGUUACAGUGAAACACAUACGUACUAGUCAUACAAAUGCAGAUGAUUUGAUCAUGGACUUGGAGUAAUGUUAUUUAGCAGCUGUGCCAUGUUUUUAUAUAUAUACAAUUUUCCUGGGUCCAUGUAUAAAAUUUGCAUCUUUCAUUGCCAUGAUAUAUCUUGGUUCGGUCUGUGACGGUACAGAACAAACAUUGUAUAUUAUCCCAUUAUUAGUCCAUAAUCCUUCAUAGUUCUAGUUUGUACUUGUGAGGAGCAUUUAAAACACUCUUAUCUGUGAGAUGGUUCUGUCAUAUGAAUAACUUAAAUCUAGUGUGAAUAAGUACUGAAAGGUAUUGUAUUUUAAGAUUCGCAAAAAUGUUCCAGUUUGUAACUUUAUUCUGCACUAGUCAAAUUUUGGCACUAUAAAUAAUUAAAUCAGAUCCUGAUGAAUGGUAUUUGUAUAGUUUCUACCAGACGACAGUUUGAGAGUGUUGUUUAAAUGUCUGAUUGCGACACAAGCGUAUUACAAACUAUGUAAGUUGUGUUUCAUUUUUGUGAGGUUAAGAUGUUCUUUCAACAUGUGGCAUCGUUGCAGAUUUAUGAUUUUUGAAUGGCUGUAGUCUGUGGAGUGUGAAGCGUUGUAGGGUUUCUUUGCUCUGCGGAUUGCAGCAUGUGACAAAUCAUUUACUUGUACGUUUGCGGUUGAGAGGAAUUUAACUACUACUACAAUUAUUCUGCAGUCUUCAUGGUGGGGAUUGUUAAAAAAACAACUUCCACCCGAAACAGUCACUAACUUCAUAACUUGAAAUUAUGCCAGAUAAAUAAAAUCAGAACAGUCCAAGUGGCAAUGAGUUCUCUUAAUUUUACAAAAUAUUGUAACUGAGGUAAAUUAGGAAGUUCACGUUUUUAAAUUCUGUUAUAUUUUCCCCUUACCCUACAAAACUUUACUUUUAACAUUGCCAGAUAAAUGCAAGUUACAGAUUGGUAAUGGAUGUAUUUAUUUGGAAAUUGGUAACUGUUAAUGGGCACAUAUGAGCUACUGUGAUUAGAAAAAUUCUAAUAGGGGUAAAACUUCCAGAACUGCACAUAUUUUUUAUGGAAUAAAAACAGGGAAAAUUUUGUUUCAGGAAUAAACUGUUGAAGAUGUGUAACAGUUAACAAUGACCUCCAUAAUUUUAAAAAUUUUGUUGGCUUUUAAAAUUUCACUAGUGGUUUUCAUAUAUGACAUUCAACCAGAUAAUUUUGCAGCUUGUGUGGCUCAGUUUUUCACGGUCGUCUCGAUUUAGUCGUUCCAAUGUGCGUGACAGUGUAGGGUCCUUGUUACUUGCACAAAUUUGGUAUUGACCGCUGUUAUUUUCUUCUGUUACCUAUAUUUUGUGAACUGUGAGGCUGCCAUCUGUUGACUUACUGACAAACCUGGACCAUUUUUGACCAGUAGAAAAUAGUUGUAUAGGUGCUAGUAAGCGAGUAAUAUUUGGAGCAACCAAAUUUUUACAAGUCUUGCAGAAUGUGGAUAUGACAAGUUGAGCGGAGACGGAUAAAAGGAGGACGGUAAUUUACAAUGCUAAUUAUCGAAUUUAUAUUCCAAAGACUUUGUUAUUUGAAAGUACAGCGGUGAACUCUGCAGUGAGGUAUUGCAGAAACGUACCACCUUUACAACUGUAUUCUUUUUUACUUAAAAAUGGCAAACAUUUCUGUGUCCAAUAUAGACACCUGUCGAUUCAACCCUUCAGAUAUGGAAACUGACUUGACUGGACUCGACUCCGACUCCAAGUGAUAGAAUUUUGCUCAAGUAAGCUGUUCUCUUUUUCUCUCUUCUGUCAUUAAGACAUGUACAGAAUCCUUUUUUUUUUUUUUUUCCACUUCUAAUGGUGCUAAUUCUUCAUCCUUGAUAUAAUAAAGGAGAUAGAUGAAACUUAUUCUUGUAGAAUGGAACCUGUAUUUCUUUUUUCUUACAUGAUAUUUAAAAAGUAUGCUGAAUAAGGGUAUAUGUGAUGUGGAAAAAUAAACAAAAGCUGUUAUAAUGCUGUAAUAUUGGUAGGUGACAACAAAGUUGCACAUUGCUUUCCUUUUGAUUAAAAAAAAUGAUUAAUUACAAAUCCCCUGUCACUUAUAUGUGAUGUACAUUUUUGUAUAUACUUGAGAUCAGUUAACAACUUUAAAGUCUCAUUCAUAAUGCCUUAAUAUUGUUUUGGGGUUUGUUCAUGUUUAAAAAACUGCUAAAUCAUUGAACCUCAACACAAGAGUUUAAUGAUUCUAUAGUUACAGUACUUGUAAUAUGUGAAGUGUGUACAUUGUGUGCGUGGUAACGGUUAAUACCUGUGUACCAACUUACCUGACUCAGUUUAUAUUUCUCCUUGAGAGCGUUUGAAAAAGAGUCAAUUGCAGUGUCAUAUUACUGUGUUGAGCACAAAAAACAAACUGCACCGUGACAUGUAUAUUAUAGACGCAAACUUAGCAAGUGCUCAGAAGUCGCUACAUACUUCUUUAUUUGUUCCACACUUUGUAUAUGUUGCAUGUGAUCCAUUGUUCAUAAUUAGUGGAUGUUAAUUAUAUGAGUAUGUCAAACAAAACUCUUGCAUUAUGCAUUUGUUAAUGAGAAAAUCUAAUGGUUAAAAAUUUACCAUAUUCCAAAUUUGCACACGCGCGUCUUGUUCUGCUUUGAAAUGUAUAAAGAAAAGUGAGCUUCCAGCUUCACUACAGCAAAAAUCCAUGGUACGAACUGUCAUCCAAGUAGCGGUAAUAUUUUAUAUCAGUGAUUUAAUUAUGAAGUCAGUUUCCUUGCUUUUAAGCCACAUAAUACAAUAAUGAUUAUAUAAUAGUAUAUUAAUAUAAUGAUUAUGUGGUAUGAUGACUGAAUUUUGGGAUGAAAGUUUUAUUUUAUUUAUAUGAAUAAAUUGUCAUAGUUAGCGGAUAUAUUCAGUUAUCAAAGUGGAAUGUGAAGUGAGGUGGUAACUUCAGAAAAGUGCUUUAUUUUUUUAAUUUCCGCAAUUUUAGGUAUUUAAACGCUGAUGAGCAUGUAUAUAUAUGUGUGGUUAAAUGAAAAUGGUUUCAAGAGAAUACAUCUGAACAUGAUUGUUCCCUGAUGGUUUUGAAACAUCUGUCACUGGUUGUUUGGUGAAAUUAACUUCAGAUUGUUUAAUUUUAUAGAUUUUAAAUUAUAAAAUAAGUAUGUUGAUUACUGUAGCCAUUGUAGUUCAAAGGUACUGGAAGGUUUGUGAAAUUCUUGCCAGUUUAGACUGGGAAUGUGAUGAUUAAGAUUAGAUUUGUGACAUGAAUUUGAUUACUUUUAUUUAAAUUGUAAAACAUAUGAAAAAACAGCUGAUUGAAGAGAGGGUGGCAGCUGGGAGGGAACCUUAUGUGUGACAAGUAUAUCAUCCUUGGAAUUUUCAUUUUGCCAAACAUGACGGAAAAUUCAUGUACUGUUCAGAUACCAUUUCACUUCAUUCCACCUUGAGCUCAGGCUAAGAUAUCAACAGAAGUGUAAGGUACUGAAUUUCUGUCAAGUCCAGUUGAAAGCCUUCUAGCUUUCUGAUAGACUAGCAUUUAUACCAGGUGCGGCAGAGGAAACGCAUGUUUUUCAAAUAACAAUAACUUGGUUGAUUUUAAAGUUAAAAAAAAUUAAUUACACAAAAAGAAAGGUUUUACAAUGCAGUUUCUGUUGAACAUUUUUGAAUCACUUCCGAAAAAUAACGUCCGUCAAGUGAAGACCUUCCUUCUGUACGCACUCUUGCAGCCUCUCCUCGAAAUUCUGCAUUGCUCUUCCCAACAUUUCUUGCCCCACAGUAGCGAUUUCCUGGCGAAUGGAAUCUUUCAGUUCCUGGAUGUUGCGUGGUUUGUUUCUGUAGACCUUUGAUUCGAGGUAACCCCACAAAAAAUAGUCACAUACGGACAGGUCAGAGGAGCGAGGCGGCCAAGGGAUAUCACUGAAACGGGAGAUGAACAGCAAUUAUGGAUUCAUCACUUUUGAUAUAAUUUUCAAUCACAAACACCCGAUGCUCGCGGGUCCACGGUGCCAUGGCUAGUGAAACUGCAUCAUCUAAGCUGUCUAUUAGCAAGGGGCGGAAAUCCCCCACCCUCCUUGCCAAGUACUAGCCAUUCGAAAAAACACGCGUUUCCUCUGUUGCACACAGUAUUACUACAAAAAUAAAGACAAUACUUAACACUUAUAAUCUUCUCAUGUAUUUUAAUGUACGUGGUUCGUCAAAUAGGUACAAGGGUGUUAAGAAUACCUAUUUGUUUACUUAUGAUCCUUAAUAUUAUUUUACUGUUAUGUAAUGUCUUAUAUUAAAUGGCAGAAUAUAAUUUGGUAAUGUAUACUGGAAGGAGCAUUUAUAACGUGCCCAUUGGCUGAAACCAACAACCACUGUAAUCAAAAUUACAACAUGCUAUAGUUAUCUUUCGAGGAUUAAAUUCAUUAGAAUGCUUUUCUGUGCGUCUAACACUUGUAAAGGUAACAGGUUGUGACGUUCAGCUGAAAUCAGAGCUUUUUCCGUGGCUAAGUUCUGAAUGUCUUGUCGAACUGUUCUGCGCCGAGGGCGAGGAGGCAUGACGUGGCACAUUUCUGCAAGUUGUACACUUGUCGGCUGCAUCAUUAUUGCGAAAGACAUGCAGACUUGUUUAUUUAUAAGAGUAAUUUUCAAAAGCUGAUUGUCUGGGUAAUAUUGAAGUGGAUCUGGUAAGGUGUUGGUAGCAAGAGCACUUGAUUUACAGUUGAUGUAAGGCAUUGUGAAGUGUAGUCAGUUUAUAUUUUGGUUCGUAAAUUGAGUUUGUUAUUUGCUGUGUGGGUUGUCAUUAAAGUGUCUUAAUUAUAUUUUGCAUUGCUGGUACUUGGCUAGCAGUGUCACGUAGGAAAGGCUAAGCUGAGGCAAAGAAAUGUUUGUACGUAGACUGUAGCGUUCUGAACGCAAGAAAUUAUCUCCUCAUUUGUUACCUGAUUGUUAGUUUGUGAAAUGCAGGCUUUGGUUGGAGUUGAUGUUCUCACAGCAGCGAGUAUGAAGAUGGCUGUC
Molecule: messenger RNA, 7481 nt
Organism: Zootermopsis nevadensis
Lineage: Eukaryota; Metazoa; Arthropoda; Insecta; Blattodea; Termopsidae
Source: RefSeq, a predicted model, not a curated record